AUGAAGAAAGGCCUCAUCGUCAAAGAUCACGGCAUCCGCCUGCUGGAGGCUCAGAUCGCCACUGGCGGCAUCAUCGACCCAGUGCAAAGUCAUCGCCUGCCCGUCAACGUAGCAUACAAGCGGGGCUUCUUUGACGAGGAAAUGAACCGCGUCCUCUCAGAUCCCUCCGAUGACACCAAGGGCUUCUUUGACCCCAACACCCACGAGAACCUCACCUACUUGCAGCUCCGGCACAGGUGUCUCCCGAUCCUGAGACCGGUCUGUUGAUGCUGCAAGUGUUGGACAAGGGCUCCUUUUCCUUCUAUCUGAACGACAGCACGAGAAAGGCCCUGCAGUCUGCCAAGACCAGGGUUGGCGUGGGCCUCUUCGUGGGCCAAGACGUCUCCGCCUGGGACCUCCUCUUCUCCAGAUACAUCUCUCCGCAUAAGAGGAUGGAGCUGCUGAAGCAGUACAAAGCUGGCACCCUAACCCUUGAGGAGAUCACCCACAUCCUCGUUACCACCGUUACCGAGACAGAGGAAAAGAACGCCAAGCUGACGGGCCAUGAACACGCUCCACGUACACCUCAAGCAACAUCACCAAAGCGAGACACUGCUCAGCCAUCCUUCGAAGAGAACUGGCAGAAGACCUUGAAGUCCACGACCCUCAAAAUGCCUGCUGGGCCACAAAGAGGCCAGACGGUCACUGUGUGGGACCUGCUCUUCUCCAACUAUAUCACAGAAGAAAAGAGGGCAGAGUUCUUGGACUUGUACAAGAGAGGGAUGAUAUCAAUGGACCGGUUGAUCCAUGUCCUCACCACCCUGGUCACCAAAAAGGAAGCCACAAGUAGGAAAUUGGACAUUAAAGUGAGAAGCCCCAGCAACGAUGACCCUGAACGGGAGGAGGAGGAGGAGAAGGAUGAUGAUGAUGAAGAGGAGAUGGACGCGCCAGUACUGGGAGAAAAGGAAGCGGCUCUGAAAUCCCGGAAGGUUAAAGUCACCGCAAGCGCGUUCCAUGGAAGGGAGGUUUCCGUGUGGGACGUGCUCCACUCCAAAUACAUCCCUGAGGAGAAGCGGAAGGAGCUGCUUCAAUGCUAUAAAUCCGGCAUCCUCACCAUUGACCAAAUGGAAACUGUAGUCACCGCCAUCGUCAACAAAACAGAGGAGGAGAAAACAAAGGAAGCAUCCCACUCGCCCUCGGGAAGCUGGGAAGAGCCCUUGCGGAAUCACACUGUGGUCCUGCAUGUGGGUGAGUUCCAGGGGCAAGAAGUCUCCCUGUGGGACCUCCUCUUCUCUCAAUACGUUCCAGAAGCCCAGAGAGAGGAGCUCUUCACAAAGUACCGGUCGGGAAUCCUCAGCAUUCAGGAAAUGAUCGUCACGCUGGCCCCUCUUCUCACAGAGACAGGAGGAAGCCACGGAGAAGAUGGAGAAGCUCCCCGCAGUCCCAGCAGGGAAAUAUCCUCUCGCGAGGAAGAACUAGAAAGUGCCUUGCGCAGGGUGACCGUGGAGGUGCCCUCGGGCGAGUUCCAAGGCCACAGGCAGUCCGCAUGGGACCUUCUCUUCUCCAAAUACGUGACCGCAGACAAACGGCAGGAACUCCUGGAGAAGUACCGAGCAGGAUCCUUGACCAGCGAGGAGCUCGUCCGAAGAAUCACCAUCCUCAUUGAGGAGAUGGAGGAAAAGAGCAACAAGCUGAAAUUCUCCGGGCUCAGGAGGCAGGUGACAGCCUCGGAGCUCUUCAACUCGGAAAUCAUUGACAAGGAAACACUCUCUGAACUCACACACGGAACCAAAACUGUGGAAGAGGUCACGGAAAGAGAUUCGGUGAAGCGCUACCUGGAGGGCACCAGCUGCAUUGCCGGAGUUCUCGUGCCGUCCCGCUCAGACCCUUCCAAGACAGAGAAGAUGACCAUCUACCAGGCCAUGUGGAAAGGCUUCUUGAGGCCGGGCACCGCCCUGGUGCUGCUGGAGGCCCAGGCCGCCACCGGGUUCAUCACGGACCCUCUGAAGAACGAGAAGCUCUCUGUGGAUGAAGCUGUCUCUGCCGAGCUGGUGGGCGCCGAGCUGAAGGAGAAGCUUCUCUCUGCAGAGAGAGCCGUGACCGGAUACAACGACCCCUACACGGGGAACAAGAUCUCCCUUUUCCAGGCCAUGAAGAAAGGCCUCAUCGUCAAAGAUCACGGCAUCCGCCUGCUGGAGGCUCAGAUCGCCACUGGCGGCAUCAUCGACCCAGUGCAAAGUCAUCGCCUGCCCGUCAACGUAGCAUACAAGCGGGGCUUCUUUGACGAGGAAAUGAACCGCGUCCUCUCAGAUCCCUCCGAUGACACCAAGGGCUUCUUUGACCCCAACACCCACGAGAACCUCACCUACUUGCAGCUCCGGCACAGGUGUCCCCGAUCCUGAGACCGGUCUGUUGAUGCUGCAAGUGUUGGACAAGGGCUCCUUUUCCUUCUAUCUGAACGACAGCACGAGAAAGGCCCUGCAGUCUGCCAAGACCAGGGUUGGCGUGGGCCUCUUCGUGGGCCAAGACGUCUCCGCCUGGGACCUCCUCUUCUCCAGAUACAUCUCUCCGCAUAAGAGGAUGGAGCUGCUGAAGCAGUACAAAGCUGGCACCCUAACCCUUGAGGAGAUCACCCACAUCCUCGUUACCACCGUUACCGAGACAGAGGAAAGGAACGCCAAGCCGAUGGGCCAUGAACACGCUCCACGUACACCUCAAGCAACAUCACCAAAGCGAGACACUGCUCAGCCAUCCUUCGAGGAGAACUGGCAGAAGACCUUGAAGUCCACGACCCUCCAAAUGCCUGCCGGGCCACAAAGAGGCCAGACGGUCACGGUGUGGGACCUGCUCUUCUCCAACUAUAUCACAGAAGAAAAGAGGGCAGAGUUCUUGGACUUGUACAAGAGGGGGAUGAUAUCAGUGGACCGGUUGAUCCAUGUCCUCACCACCCUGGUCACCAAAAAGGAAGCCACAAGUAGGAAAUUGGACAUUAAAGUGAGAAGCCCCAGCAACGAUGACCCUGAGCGGGAGGAGGAGGAGGAAGAAGACAAUGAUGAUGAUGAUGAAGAGGAGAUGGAUGCGCCAGUACUGGGAGAAAAAGAAGUGGCUCUGAAAUCCCGGAAGGUUAAAGUCACCGCAAGCGCGUUCCAUGGAAGGGAGGUUUCCGUGUGGGACGUGCUCCACUCCAAAUACAUCCCUGAGGAGAAGCGGAAGGAGCUGCUUCAAUGCUAUAAAUCCGGCAUCCUCACCAUUGACCAAAUGGAAACUGUAGUCACCGCCAUCGUCAACAAAACAGAGGAGGAGAAAACAAAGGAAGCAUCCCACUCGCCCUCGGGAAGCUGGGAAGAGCCCUUGCGGAAUCACACUGUGGUCCUGCAUGUGGGUGAGUUCCAGGGGCAAGAAGUCUCCCUGUGGGACCUCCUCUUCUCUCAAUACGUUCCAGAAGCCCAGAGAGAGGAGCUCUUCACAAAGUACCGGUCGGGAAUCCUCAGCAUUCAGGAAAUGAUCGUCACACUGGCCGCUCUUCUCACAGAGACAGGAGGAAGUCACGGUGGAGAUGGAGAAGCUCCCCACAGUCCUAGCAGGGAAACAUCCUUGUGCGAGGAAGAACUAGAAAGUGCCUUGCGCCGGGUGACCGUGGAGGUGCCCUCGGGCGAGUUCCAAGGCCACAGGCAGUCCGCAUGGGACCUUCUCUUCUCCAGAUACAUCUCUCCGCAUAAGAGGAUGGAGCUGCUGAAGCAGUACAAAGCUGGCACCCUAACCCUUGAGGAGAUCACCCACAUCCUCGUUACCACCGUUACCGAGACAGAGGAAAAGAAUGCCAAGCUGACGGGCCAUGAACACGCUCCACGUACACCUCAAGCAACAUCACCAAAGCGAGACACUGCUCAGCCAUCCUUCGAAGAGAACUGGCAGAAGACCUUGAAGUCCACGACCCUCCAAAUGCCUGCUGGGCCGCAAAGAGGCCAGACGGUCACUGUGUGGGACCUGCUCUUCUCCAACUAUAUCACAGAAGAAAAGAGGGCAGAGUUCUUGGACUUGUACAAGAGGGGGAUGAUAUCAGUGGACCGGUUGAUCCAUGUCCUCACCACCCUGGUCACCAAAAAGGAAACCACAAGUAGGAAAUUGGACAUUAAAGUGAGAAGCCCCAGCAAUGAUGACCCUGAAUGGGAGGAGGAACAGAAGGAUGAUGAUGAUGAUGAUGAAGGGGAGAUGGACGCGCCAGUACUGGGAGAAAAGGAAGUGGCUCUGAAAUCCCGGAAGGUUAAAGUCACCGCAAGCGCGUUCCAUGGAAGGGAGGUUUCCGUGUGGGACGUGCUCCACUCCAAAUACAUCCCUGAGGAGAAGCGGAAGGAGCUGCUUCAAUGCUAUAAAUCCGGCAUCCUCACCAUUGACCAAAUGGAAACUGUAGUCACCGCCAUCGUCAACAAAACAGAGGAGGAGAAAACAAAGGAAGCAUCCCACUCGCCCUCGGGAAGCUGGGAAGAGCCCUUGCGGAAUCACACUGUGGUCCUGCAUGUGGGUGAGUUCCAGGGGCAAGAAGUCUCCCUGUGGGACCUCCUCUUCUCUCAAUACGUUCCAGAAGCCCAGAGAGAGGAGCUCUUCACAAAGUACCGGUCGGGAAUCCUCAGCAUUCAGGAAAUGAUCGUCACGCUGGCCCCUCUUCUCACAGAGACAGGAGGAAGCCACGGAGGAGAUGGAGAAGCUGCCCGCAGUCCCAGCAGGGAAAUAUCCUCUCGCGAGGAAGAACUAGAAAGUGCCUUGCGGCAGGUGACCGUGGAGGUGCCCUCGGGCGAGUUCCAAGGCCACAGGCAGUCUGCAUGGGACCUUCUCUUCUCCAAAUACGUGACCGCAGACAAACGGCAGGAACUCCUGGAGAAGUACCGAGCAGGAUCCUUGACCAGCGAGGAGCUCGUCCGAAGAAUCACCAUCCUCAUUGAGGAGAUGGAGGAAAAGAGCAACAAGCUGAAAUUCUCCGGGCUCAGGAGGCAGGUGACAGCCUCGGAGCUCUUCAACUCGGAAAUCAUUGACAAGGAAACACUCUCUGAACUCACACACGGAACCAAAACUGUGGAAGAGGUCACGGAAAGAGAUUCGGUGAAGCGAUAUCUGGAGGGCACCAGCUGCAUUGCCGGAGUUCUCGUGCCGUCCCGCUCAGACCCUUCCAAGACAGAGAAGAUGACCAUCUACCAGGCCAUGUGGAAAGGCUUCUUGAGGCCGGGCACCGCCCUGGUGCUGCUGGAGGCCCAGGCCGCCACAGGGUUCAUCACGGACCCUCUGAAGAACGAGAAGCUGUCUGUGGAUGAAGCUGUCUCUGCCGAGCUGGUGGGGGCCGAGCUGAAGGAGAAGCUUCUCUCUGCAGAGAGCCGUGACCGGAUACAACGACCCCUACACGGGGAACAAGAUCUCCCUUUUCCAGGCCAUGAAGAAAGGCCUCAUCGUCAAAGAUCACGGCAUCCGCCUGCUGGAGGCUCAGAUCGCCACUGGCGGCAUCAUCGACCCAGUGCAAAGUCAUCGCCUGCCCGUCAACGUAGCAUACAAGCGGGGCUUCUUUGACGAGGAAAUGAACCGCGUCCUCUCAGAUCCCUCCGAUGACACCAAGGGCUUCUUUGACCCCAACACCCACGAGAACCUCACCUACUUGCAGCUCCGGCACAGGUGUCUCCCCGAUCCUGAGACCGGUCUGUUGAUGCUGCAAGUGUUGGACAAGGGCUCCUUUUCCUUCUAUCUGAACGACAGCACGAGAAAGGCCCUGCAGUCUGCCAAGACCAGGGUUGGCGUGGGCCUCUUCGAGGGCCAAGACGUCUCUGCCUGGGACCUCCUCUUCUCCAGAUACAUCUCUCCGCAUAAGAGGAUGGAGCUGCUGAAGCAGUACAAAGCUGGCACCCUAACCCUUGAGGAGAUCACCCACAUCCUCGUUACCACCGUUACCGAGACAGAGGAAAAGAACGCCAAGCUGACGGGCCAUGAACACGCUCCACGUACACCUCAAGCAACAUCACCAAAGCGAGACACUGCUCAGCCAUCCUUCGAAGAGAACUGGCAGAAGACCUUGAGGUCCACGACCCUCCAAAUGCCUGCUGGGCCGCAAAGAGGCCAGACGGUCACUGUGUGGGACCUGCUCUUCUCCAACUAUAUCACAGAAGAAAAGAGGGCAGAGUUCUUGGACUUGUACAAGAGAGGGAUGAUAUCAGUGGACCGGUUGAUCCAUGUCCUCACCACCCUGGUCACCAAAAAGGAAGCCACAAGUAGGAAAUUGGACAUUAAAGUGAGAAGCCCCAGCAACGAUGACCCUGAGCAGGAGGAGGAGGAGGAAGACGAUCAUUAUGAUGAUGAUGAUGAGGAGGAUGAUGAUGAAGAGGAGAUGGACGCGCCAGUACUGGGAGAAAAAGAAGCGGCUCUGAAAUCUCGGAAGGUUAAAGUCACCGCAAGCGCAUUCCAUGGAAGGAAGGUCUCCGUGUGGGACGUGCUCCACUCCAAAUACAUCCCUGAGGAGAAGCGGAAGGAGCUGCUUCAAUGCUAUAAAUCCGGCAUCCUCACCAUUGACCAAAUGGAAACUGUAGUCACCGCCAUCGUCAACAAAACAGAGAAGGAGAAAACAAAGGAAGCAUCCCACUCGCCCUCGGAAAGCUGGGAGGAGCCCUUGCGGAAUCACACUGUGGUCCUGCAUGUGGGUGAGUUCCAGGGGCAAGAAGUCUCCCUGUGGGACCUCCUCUUCUCUCAGUACAUCUCAGAGGGCAAAAGAGAAGAGCUUCUAAGCAUAUAUAGACAUUGUCAACUUACUCCUGAGGAAUUGGCAGCUGUUCUUUCUACUCUUAUUACUGAAAUGUCAGAGCAAGGUAAUAAAUUUUCAGCAGAUAAUCUAUCAGCUGCUGACAUGUCUUCAUCUGGGACAGAAGAAGCAUCACUUCUGGAAUGGGAAGAAAAGGAAAAAGCUCUGAAAUCCCGAAUGGUGGAAGUCACCACAGGUGAUUUCCGUGGACAGAAACUUUCUGUAUGGGACAUCCUUCACUCCAAGUACAUCCCUGAGGAGAAGCAGAAGGAGUUGUUGAAGCUGUACAAAUCUGGUAUCCUCACCAUUGACCAAGUAGAAACUGUUGCCACCUCCAUUGUCACUAAAACUGAGGAGCAUCCGGAGAGGACUUCACAUCUUAGCAGUGACACAACUGAGCAAAAGGAUACUGAAGCUCCAGAGUCAUCAUACUAUGACCUUCUCCAGCACACCUUGCGCCUUAAAAACAUUGAUGUCACCAUACGAGAAGUCCAUGGUCAAAAGGCUUCCGUCUGGGAUCCUUUCUUUUCACGGUUUGUCUCUAAUAUCAGGAAAGAGGAGAUUGUACACAGACAUGGAGCACCAACAGUAAGCGUUAAAGAAAGUAUUCAAAGCAUCACUACACUUAUUACAGAACCCGCAAUGGGUAGUGGCACACCAUGCAGAAGUGAGGAAACUCCCACUGAAGACAUUAAACCACCCAGAACACUUGACGCUUCUCAGGCAGAAGACCAAGAGAAAACACAGGAUUCUUUGAAAUCCAGACUGGUCAACGUAUCCAUUGGUCAAUUCCAUGAGCCCCAUAUAUCACUGUGGGAUCUACUCCAUUCUCAUUAUAUCCCUGAGGAGAAACGGAAGGAGCUGCUGCAACUGUACCAAUCUGGCAUCCUCACCAUUGACCAAAUGGAAACUGUCAUGACUUCAAUCAUCAACAGAACAGAGGAGGAGAAAGUCACUGACCCUGGAUGUGUUGCAAGUCCAAACCAAGAGACACGGUUGCCAGAAAGAGAUGAGAACGUUUGCCUCUCCCCUUCCUCUUCUUUGGAAAACAUGCUACGCUCUGAGAGUUUUGUGGUGCCAGUUGGAGAGUUCAAAGGGCAGAUGGUGUCUUGCUGGAAUCUUCUCUCCUCCAAAUACAUCUCAGAGGAGAAGAAGCAGGAACUUCUAAACAAAUGUGAAGCCAAAGUGCUCUCUGUGCAGGAACUUAUCGGCAUUCUCACCAACAUCAUCACCAAAAUGGAAAAGUGUGACAGAGAUCAGUCAGCAAGUGCGGAGGGCAGCCUCACAGAGGAACACGUCGAUUCACAUGCACGGCAGCAGCAGCUGAGGAAAUCCUUGAGGACAACUAUGGUCCACGUGACUGCCGGAGAGUACAAGGGGCAAAAGGUGUGUGUGCUGGAUCUUCUGUUUUCUAAGUAUGUCCCUCAAGAUAAAAGGCAAGAGCUCCUUGAACUGUACAGAGCAGGGACACUGCCCAUUCAAGAAAUGAUAACCACGAUCACUGCCAUGAUUGAUGAGGUUGAAAGCAAGCAUGGGAAGCACAACAGAAAAAUGUCCUGCAGAAAAGGGAAAGUAUGUUGGAAGGACCAGGGUGCCCACUCAUAG
This is a messenger RNA of Podarcis lilfordi (Lilford's wall lizard), 8356 nucleotides long. NCBI's taxonomy places the organism in Eukaryota, Metazoa, Chordata, Lepidosauria, Squamata, Lacertidae. The record is from the annotation of a GenBank genome assembly.